Messenger RNA from Rotaria socialis, 1176 nucleotides. Lineage: Eukaryota; Metazoa; Rotifera; Eurotatoria; Philodinida; Philodinidae. The record is from the annotation of a GenBank genome assembly.
AUGCCUCGUCCUAUCAUACCAAAUCCUUGGCAAAUCGGUGAUUCAGAUAGCGAUGGGGAAAUUAAUAACGGAUACGAUGCAUUCAUGUCGUUGCCACCAAAACCAACAAAAUCAAACACUUUAGCACGAAGAAGUGAACCAAUACUUCCUGAUUGGCAUCCAAUAGACGAUGAGAUAAAAAAUAAAGGAAAAUUUGGCAUCACGAAGACAACGCCAUUGUUUGAGAAAGGACCAUCAUCUCAUAAACCAGUUUUCUCGGGAUUCAGAGAUUUAAAACAAUCAUUACCAUCAUCUCAUACAAACUUACGGUCAAUGUCAGAACAUAAAACGCCGUUACCUCUCCCUACACUGUCAAGUUUGGAUCCGAUUUCAUCUAUCGAACAAGAUUUAACAAAAUUUAUUUACAUGAACAUACCAGAAGAUCAUUCAUCAUUUAUUCAUUGUACUCUUCGACGUGAUAAAACUGGUAUACAAAAAGGAUUUUUCCCAACAUUCUAUUUAUAUAUUCAUCGUCCUGAUAAUGGAAAAAAGAUUUUUCUCUUAGCAGCACGAAAAGUACCUAAAAUAAGUAGUCUAGCCGAAUAUUUAAUUACAACUGAUAUUGAAACCCUAUCUGAAAAAUCAGGUGGUAAUGGAUGCGUUGGAAAAUUACGAGAAAAUAAUUUGAAAGGUACGGCCUAUACAUUGUAUGACAAUGGUAAAAGUCCCAACAAAGUAAAGAAGUCCAAUGCUAACAAGAAACACGGUUUACGGCGUGAACUAAUAUCUGUAUUCUAUAAUACGAAUCUUUUUGGUCUCAAAGGUCCAAGACAAAUCAAUGCUGUAAUACCUGAAAUCGGUUAUGAUAUUCAACCAACAAAGUAUGAGGAUACAAUUCUUGAUCUAUGGCGAGAUAGACGACUCAGUUAUUUGAUUCAAUUACGAAAUCGAGAACCAACGCCUAACGAGGGAAAAAAAGGUCAUACACUUCAAUUCAUUGGUUAUGAUGAAAUUCAAUCAUCAGUUAAAAACUUUCAAAUAAUUGUGGAAAAUAAAGAUCAUGAAGAACAGAUUGUUAUGCAAUUCGGUCGUACGGGAGAUAAUACAUUCCUGCUAGAUUAUCGUUAUCCUCUUUCAGCUAUUCAAGCGUUUGGUAUUGCACUGAGUGCAUUCGAUAGUGGAAUAUCACGAGAAUGA